AUGGAAUCAUACAAGGAGCUCACUUGUGAGUUAUUGGCAUCGAUGAGGUACCACGAGUAUGAUGAGCUCGAUCGAGCUGACUUGGACCAAGGCUGGGGAUGGAUAACAUUCUUGGCAAAGGGAGAAAGGAAGAUUAUCACCUUUAGGCAGCUAGAGAUCUUUUUUGGCUUCACAUAUGGGGAAGGAACCCAUUGGGAUAUCAAGAGAAUGAGCUCCAACAAGGCAACAGGGACGAUCAAUGAAGGAGAAGUUAAGCUACUUGACAUGGGGAUUAAGCCCAUCAUCUCACGCACCAGGGAUGAAAGAAGCUCAGAGGAGAUAGAGCACACGCAGGAAACCUCAUGCCCCUCCUCGAUCAACUACUCUCCUACAGCACCACAGCCUAUAGCACUCGAUUUCAACAAGGAAGGAGGCUGA
Messenger RNA from Microthlaspi erraticum, 417 nucleotides. Lineage: Eukaryota; Viridiplantae; Streptophyta; Magnoliopsida; Brassicales; Brassicaceae. The record is from the annotation of a GenBank genome assembly.